Molecule: messenger RNA, 2512 nt
Organism: Daucus carota subsp. sativus
Lineage: Eukaryota; Viridiplantae; Streptophyta; Magnoliopsida; Apiales; Apiaceae
Product: LEAF RUST 10 DISEASE-RESISTANCE LOCUS RECEPTOR-LIKE PROTEIN KINASE-like 2.1
Exons: 4
Coding region: 146-2311 (721 amino acids)
Biological process (GO): protein phosphorylation
Molecular function (GO): polysaccharide binding; protein kinase activity; ATP binding
Source: RefSeq, a predicted model, not a curated record
UCCUUCCACGCAUGUACAAUAAGACAUUUAUUUUUAACCAAAGUAUUUGAUUUUUCAAUUGAUGAUGGGAACUUGUCUUUUUGAAAUUAUUAUUUUAUUUUCAUUAUUAAGUGUUUCUAAGUUGAACUAAGCUGCUACAAAAACGAUGCACAACUUGUUGACCCAACUUACUAUAGAUCACCAAGGUAGAAUACUAACUAUGGCUCUGCGCCUAACUGAAAAGGAGAACAAUAUGAGAAGGAAGAUUUUGCCAUCUGUAUCUCCAAUCUCCACAAAACACUCAUUGUUGUUCAUAUUCAUUUUUACAAUAAUAGUCUCUUCUUUAAGCUCAUACUGCUGCGAAGCUGCUGCAUCUCCUUCUUCUUGCGGUAAUAUUCGAAACAUAAGCUGUCCUUUCAAACUGCAAGGUGAUCGUCAGAAAUGCGAUUCUUCUUUCUUCACCCAGGAGCUGUCCUGCCGCAAUAAUCGUACCAUCUUAUAUUUGCUUCCAGAUAAGCUCCUAUAUUAUGUCCAGAGUAUAAACUAUGAUAAUCUUUCGAUUAGGAUCGUUGAUCCAGGCGUUCGAAAGAAUAACCCUUCUUCUCGUCCGCUUCGUUCGUUGACAGAAGAAGACCUACAGCAAUCCGCUUAUCGUGCUGUAUUUUACGAGGAUGGCAGUAUCUCAGGAACCGGACCAAUGCUCUCCUUAAGCGAGCUUAAUCAGCCUAUUGCAAUGAUAGAAUGUCCGUCUCCUGUAACUUCUAAUCGUUACAUCAAUACAACUUCACCAACUUCUUCGUAUACCUCUUCAGUGUUCGGGAAGGAUUAUAUCUACGCUUAUGCUUAUAUGGUGGUUGGAUUUAUACCUAUAUCCGAAUUGAAGGUUAAUUGCAGGAUUAGCAAGUUAGCUUGGGUCUCACUACGAGCGCCUUCUAGACCCUCAAUUUCAUCCAAUAUGUCUGCAAUUCACGAUGCAAUGCUUUAUGGAUUUGAAAUUCCCUGGAGUUACUUCUACUGCCUGAAGUGUGAUGCAACCCUGUCCGGAGAGGAUUCAUGUGAUACCCAAAAUCGCGAUUAUCAUCACUGGGCUUGCAAAAAUUACGACUCACACUGCAACGUCGGUCAUCUAAGCUCUUACAAUCUUACAAUUUCGUGCAUCCGUAAAAAUAUACAUGACAUCGUAACAAGCCGGAAAAAUCAAAGGGCCAUUGGAAUAUAUUUUGGUGUAAGAUUCUUUUUAGGAUUACUACUAUUGCUCGCUGUGGUGGCUUAUAGAGCUAGAAGAAGGCAUUUAUCAAUGUAUAACACCAUUGAGGAUUUUCUUCAAGCUCAAAACAACUUGAUGCCUAUAAGGUAUGCGUACUCUGAUAUUAAGAAGAUGACCAAUAAUUUUGGAGAUAAACUGGGUGAAGGAGGUUUUGGCACCGUAUAUAAAGGAAAGCUUCGCAGUGGUCUUUUUGUGGCAGUAAAGAUACUGGGCAAGUCUUCAUCAACUGGCCAAGAAUUCAUUAAUGAAGUUGCUACCAGUGGAAGAAUUCAUCAUGUCAAUGUGGUGGAACUCCUUGGCUUUUGUUUUGAAGGUUCCAAGCGUGCUCUAAUUUAUGAGUUCAUGCCUAAUGGAUCUUUAGAGAAAUACAUUUUCUGUAAGGAAGGAACAGAAGAAGAAAUUGCUUCCUUGAGUUGGAUAAAGAUGUACGAUAUUUCCUGCAAGGUAGCAAGUGGAAUUGACUACUUACAUCGAGGUUGUGACAUGCAAAUUUUGCAUUUUGACAUCAAACCUCACAACAUUCUCCUCGAUAAGAAUUUCAAUCCAAUUAUUUCGGAUUUCGGGCUUGCAAAAUCAUAUGCCACCGACGAUAGCAUUGUGACUCUUACUGCAGCAAGAGGUACAAUGGGCUACAUGGCUCCAGAAAUGUUUUACAAAAAUAUUGGUGGAAUUUCAUACAAAGCAGAUGUUUAUAGUUUUGGAAUGUUGCUCAUGGAGAUGGCUGGUCGAAGGAAAAAUUCAAAUCCAUUUGUGGAUCAUGUUAGCCAGGUUCACUUCCCGUCGUGGGUAUACAACCAAUUUAGCGAAGGUAAAGAGCUUGAGAUGGAAGAUGUUACCCAGGAAGAACGGAAGUUGGUGAAGAAGAUGAUAAUAGUAGCAUUGUGGUGUAUACAAAUGAAACCGAGUGACCGUCCUCCAAUGAACAAAGUUAUUGAAAUGCUAGAAGGACCUGUUGAACACUUGGUAAUGCCUCCUAAACCAUUUUUAUAUACAAAAGAAGAUCCGGCAGAGAUAAAGAGCAGCUCAACUCAAUCUUUCCUCAAGUCACUGCAAACUGAGGAAUAAAUCUCCACUUCAAGUUUAUUGUCUUAUUUUAUAAAUUACAAUUCGAGCUUAUCUGGCUUGUAGUUAUAUAUACUACCAAAACUGCCAUAGGAAAACAUGAGCUUCUAUACAUGUAUAAUGUAUUCAAGUAAGUUCUAUAGUAUAUGCUAAAUUUAAGACUAUAUCAAUAGUGACUGAUCUAAAUCACAUUAGUCAGACUGA